AUGGGGUGCGCCCUGGCGCUCAACAUCGAGUCUUCCAGCUGCAGGCCGCCCAACACAAAGGGCAAGAGGCACACGCAGUACCUGGUAUGCCCUGUUUAUCCUAUGGGCAGCGGCAAUUGGGUCUAUUGCAAUCGAGCAGAUAAGCCUGGGUGGACCAACUGCAAGCCGUGCGGAUACGAGUGGAAGGCACCCAGCGCUGCACCACGCGAACAAGCAGAAGACGGAGGAGCCUCGGAUGCUGCCAAGGCAAUGGUGGAGCUCCUCAGGAAGCAGUACGUCCUGGCGCAGCAGCAGAAUGACCAAGUCAAGAUGGACGAGAUCCUGGCGGCGUGCCCAGAGGCCAAGCCGAUGGACCCCGUCGAGCCCGCUGAGCCCUCCAUGGGGCAGAAGCUCCAGCAGGCGGUGGUGGAGCUCAACAAGCUGCAGAAGCAGCAGGACAAGCUCGCCAAGCAGCUCAAGCGGGCCACCGAGUACCGCGACGACGUGCUCAACAGGAUCAGCACCAACGUGGCCGAGCUUACGGAGGCAAAGCGGACAUUCACGGAGGCAAAAGAAGGACUGGGUGGGGAAGAUGAAGCACCUGAGGCUGAGAAGAAGCCAGAUGAUGAAGAACAGUUCCCUACCCUCGCCCAGGAUGACCUGGCCAUGCUGGACGAGAAGCAGCAGCAGGAGUACGAGCAGAUCCAGAAAGAUUACCAGCAGGCUAAGACGUUCAUCAACGCAAAGAAAGAAGCUGUCCAGAAUGCGAAGAAGGCGCUCGACGCGGCCAAACACAUCCACGAGAAGGCUAGUACAAGAAGUCGCGGAGGCCAGGGCGAAGCUCGUACCGACCAGGCACCAGCGGCAGCACCAGUCCCUGAACCUGUCCCACCAGAGCAGCCAACUGGAGCAGGAAAGCCCAUGGAUCCUGAACUCAGGUUGGCAGCCAAGUUUGACCUCUCCAAGGAUGACCAGGUCCAGACCUACCUCGCGGAGCUGGCCAAGAUCAAGGGCAGGACCAAGGAUUCUGAUUCAAAGUUCCCAGUCAUCAACGGCACCAAGCAGAGCGAACUGAACGACGAUGUCAGGGACGUUGUCAAAGUUUUCGCGGCCAACUGCACGCAGUGCAAUGAGUCGGCCGCCAAGAAGUUCGUAGAGGACGAGAAGAGCGAGGAGUAUGACAUAAUCGCAUUUAAUGAGCACCACUUGCGAGGGCCAGCGGCGGAGAUCGAAGCUGACAGGCUCGUGCGACUGGGCUGGCGAUCUCAUGGGACUUGGACACCAGCUCGACAGUCGCCGACAUCGAAGAAAGGGGCGCUAGGAGGCACCUGCAUACUUCGUCGUCGGCAUUUGGAUACCCGCAUUCACCUGCCAGACGCGCAGGGCCACAGCAUCUUCGCCAAGGACUUCCACGACAUCACCAUCGUCAAGUGGCAGCUCAAAGGACAGGAGAUAGCAGUCAUCACGGCAUACCUCACGGCAUCGAUUGGAUUUACGGGUGAGAAUAUUCGCAAGAUGAAGCACUUCUUGCAGCUUACGCGCAGCCUGGGCACCACACCCUGGAUUAUCUGCGGCGACUUCAACAACGCACCCCAGGAGCUCGAGGCGACGUCAUGGCUAAGGCGACUCGGAGCAGCGAUUGUGGUGCCACAGCACGUUAGUCAUACGUGCAGCAGUGGGUCGGGCAGGAUGAUAGACUACGCGUUGGCCCCUCCCGUCUUUCGCUCGCUCCUGAAGGCAGUGCGAGCACAGCAUGACGUCCCAUGGUCACCGCGCAUAGGUAUUGUCAUAGAGAUCUUUGCCAAGCCGAACAUGAUCACCAUCCGAAAGCCCAUGCUCCCGGCUAAGAAGCCCAUCCCUGCCGCGGAGGCGCGGCGAGAGAAGGGCAUUAAGAGGAAGCAAAGGGACAGACAGCAGCACCAAGACAUGUCCAAGUACUUCGACUCAGAACUCCUGGGCGACACGCUCCUGGACGCGUACUACACCGAGACCGUGACUACGAAGUGCGACCCGACCAUCUGGGGCGAGUGCCGCGAGGAGGGGGCAUCUUGCCAAAUCCGAGACUCCCCCAGGUGGGUUCAAGACUCGCUGGCAUACAAGCAGAACCCAAGGAUGAGCGACUUGCCCGGCAAAUCAUACGGCAAGUGGGCGAAUGCAGCGGAGAGGGCGCUUGCUACGGUCUCGCAGAACCCGAUCAAGGCUGCGGCGGGGAAGGGGCAACCAAUCCGCUAUCGCGCGGUACCUUUCCCACAGCACGUUGCGAGCAAGCAGUUCGAAUACACCGCGGCAGAUAGACAACGACAAAUCAGUACUUUAUGGUCGAAGUUAUAUCAGCGAUGCCACGAUGGAGAACUUUUACUCAGGAGGCGCCCGAUCGAUAGCCAGAAGCACCUGGAGACGAUCAGCAGUAUCAUCAGGACCUAUGUCAACCAUUUGGACGCCUUCGACACAGCAGAAGGGGACGAAGCAGCACGCCUUGAUGGACAAGCGAGGCGCCAAGCGUCCCGCGCCACCAACCUCCGUCACGACCCUGAGCCUGAGAAGACCAUCGAGAAUAUCCAAGAGUGGCAGGAGGCGACAGAGUUGACGAGGGCACGCAUGGACUGGCACAUGCGGUCGCUCGACGGGACCAGCGCGAAGCUCAAAGGGUCGCUCUAUGGCACAUUCUACUUGGACUUAGAAAAAUCCUACGACAGCGUGGAUUUGAGCAUCUUGAUCAAACGAGCCAUGCAGCUUGACUAUCCGAAGGUCAACUUAUACAUGGCCAUGAUCUACAUUAUCUGGGACAUCACCCACAAUGCGGCGCCGCUUGCCAUCACGAGGGAGUUUGUAGACGACUUGCACACGAGAGCCGAAGGUCAACCCGAACAGUUCCAGGAGCAGUUCCUAGUGUCGGUCGGUGUGCUUGUGCAGGCUUGCCUGGACUCAAAGCUGGCGGUCUCAGGAAAGUCAGCGCUCCUCACGAACUGCGACGCGACCAAGAAGUGCAUCGCGAAGCACCUCAAAGGCAAGGGCAUCAGCAUUGAGACUCCCAAGUUCGUCAAAGACCUGGGCAUAGAGGCGGCGCUGGGAAGGCAGCGCGUCACAGCCACGCGAACUACCAGAACUAAGCAGGCAAAGAUACGCGCAAAGCGUGCCAGGAUCUUCAUCAAGCAGAAGGGCACAUGGCGGCGAAGGACGGCGAUGCUCUUCAAUUCCAAUCUGAGGGCCAAGCAGAGCUACGACUGGCCAGUUUCAGGGCUCAGUCCAACUGCAGCGCGUGAAGCGCGAGCUCAGCAUGCCUACAGCGACAAGUACGUGAAUGGGUACAGAUGUGGCAAAAGGAUACCCCAGCACAUCAACGACUACGACAAGGGAGUGCUCGACUUUCGCGACAUCAUGAAGUCCAUCACCAGGGACAUGCAAGCUCAGCUCUGGACCAAAGCAGCGGACCAGUACUACGGUAAGGGCAUGCAGCACGGGAUGGACACCGCCAUGCUCAAGAAUACGCUCCAGAAGCUACGAAAAGCGCCUGACACGCUGAAGCACAGGAUCUACGAGUGCGACAUGAACGACAACCUCUUGCUUGACGCGGAAACAGAGGAUAUUGCACCAACGGACACAGAAGCGGAGGAGCAGAGAAAGGGCAUCAUGCACGACCUUGGCAUAUGGACAGCUACAUGGACGGUAUACAUCGACCUAGACGAGACCGGGAACCAAGCUAAUUGGAAGAUGUGGUGCGAACCGUACAUGGAAAGCUACUUGCGACAACCAGAACAAGCAGCACUACGACAAUUACUCAAAGCAAGAUACCAGACCCGAAGCACUAGCCAGAUCGCGAAGGACCUUUGUGAUAUGCAAUGGAGAUCGUCCAAGAAGAAGCGGAAAGACGUGCACGACUACUCCCUCACCCUUACAGGCUGGGAAAGAGAAGCAUACAUCUCCCAUAGGUUCGACAGCGUAGCGGACAUCAAGGCCAAGUUCCGCGAACAAUUGCAAGACCGAGCACCCAUUUUCGACCAGGAAAUGCCUGACAAUUACGAAGACAAUGAUGAAGACCGACCAGCAGCCAUGCAUGCGGUGGCCCACGAGAUCUACAAGGCCAGCCUGCCGAACGACAGCACGGGCUUCAUCGAAGGCACAGACCACAUCGGGUUUUAUGGCACCGUAGAUAAAGAACAAAGUGUUCCCGCAGCUGAACAUGCAGGACUAUUCUGGGCUUUGGCGCUGACGCGAGGCCCGCUAUUGAUCAUCGCGGACUGCCAGCUGGUUAUGAAUGGUUGGACCCUCAAGUAUUACGAGCAGCCCCAAGGAGCCCAGCGACCUUGGUGGGAAAGAAUAAAGCUUAUGCUCAGCAGGCGGUCUGGCGGUGUGCGCGUCCAGAAGUGCUCGUCCCACCUCGACGGCGACUCGGUUAAGCAGGCGGGCCAAGAGUUCCACAUCAGCAUGGGCAAUGAGAUGGCGGGUGCGUUGGCGCAGCGAGGAGCAGAAGAGGCAAUGGCAGAAAUACGGCAGGAGGUCAAGACGUUGGUGGAAGUGGAGACUACACUUAUGAGGGCCCAACGGCGGGCAGCAGCGAUCAUCCACGAUGUGUGCAAGGAUGCGGACCCCGCCAAGCUUGAGGGGCCCAAGCAGAUGCCCAAGAAACUAGCAAAGGAAAGAAGAGAUCAGAUCGAGAAGGAGUCAGGCCACAGAAUGCGAAAGAAGCAAGGGCAAUGGGCAUGCCAAGAGUGCUCGCUAACCCCAGGCAAGUACAGCGUGGUCGACUGGAUGAAGGGUAACGUGUGCGUCGGGAGGCAGUACGAGACACACCGAGCAGAUCAUGGACAUGCAGUCCGUGUUCCCAGCAAUGAGCUGAUUGAGAUCAAAGUCAAAGUGAUCCACGACAGCCACAGCAUUGCAGUUGCCCAUGGGCAGUUCUGGCGCUGGAAUUGUGCCGCGGUGGCUUCGCACAACGACUGCGGACCCGGCAGAGUGAACCUACUGGCGACGGAGUGCAGGAACAAGAUCACGCAGAGCGGGGACUACCACCUAAGGCUGGCCAGAAUUGGCCAGAUGGGACGAUCCCGCCUAACGGCGGGCGGCUACCACGAGUUGCAGCUGGGCGAAGACCUCGUGGUUGACCUCAUGGCACGGGGCUACGGCCCCGCAGAGAGAUUCUGGCCUGGAGUGCCAGUGGGGUGGGCGCCCGCCCUGCUCAGGGGGCGGGGUCGCGACCCCUGA
Messenger RNA from Prorocentrum cordatum, 5181 nucleotides. NCBI's taxonomy places the organism in Eukaryota, Dinophyceae, Prorocentrales, Prorocentraceae. The record is from the annotation of a GenBank genome assembly.